AAAAAAAAAAAAACAUUCAUUUACAAUCAACAAAAACUGAAUGUAAUGUCAACUCGUUUUUUGUUUGCCUAAUUUACGUUUCCAUGAGAAUGUUUUAAUAGGCUGAUAACAUUUUGUAUGAAUUUUUUGGAUUCGAUCAUUGUUUCUGUCAAGCUCAAAUCAUAAUCUUAAUUGAAAUUAGCCAAUAAUAAAAAAAAUCGGUCAACAUACUAGCAUUGGCAAUAAACGUUUGAUUUAUUGAUUGGUUUUAAAAUGGGCGGUCAUACCACCGAUCACGUUCAAUAUGAUCAGGCUCAAUUGGAGGAGAUAUUCCAAAUAUUCGACACCAAAGGUGAUGGAUGUAUUGCUAUCGAUCAAAUUGGUGAAGUUUUACGUGCAAUGGGUCAGAAUCCAACAGAAGCCGAUAUACACCGUUGCUGUGAACCAUUACGUGAACAACAAAGAGAUCAACGAAUAACGUUUGAAGUAUUCAUGCCGAUUUAUCAACAAAUUUCCAAAAAUAAAGACCGCUAUUCAUUUGAUGAUAUUGUCGAAGGCUUACGACAUUUCGAUACGGAUGGAUCCGGUACGAUUGGUGCAGCUGAACUUCGACAUUUAUUAACAGCAUUGGGUGAAAAAUUAACUGAAGAUGAAGUAGAACAAUUGAUCGAUUCCACUAUGAUCGAUGAUGAAGGACGAAUCAAUUAUGAAACAUUCGUUAAGGCUAUCAUGAAUGGUUGAUUUGAAUUUCAUUUUCAAAACAAAACCUGUUGUGCAAAUUCUUUCCACCAUAUGAAAUUUAAUUGUUGUCUGUUCUCUGCAAUAAAGAAUAACUGUUGUUGUUAAA
Messenger RNA from Dermatophagoides farinae (American house dust mite), 826 nucleotides. RefSeq names its product myosin-2 essential light chain. NCBI's taxonomy places the organism in Eukaryota, Metazoa, Arthropoda, Arachnida, Sarcoptiformes, Pyroglyphidae. Gene Ontology annotation, molecular function: calcium ion binding. Gene Ontology annotation, cellular component: myosin II complex. The record is from RefSeq and is a predicted model, not a curated record.